AUGGCCUCCAUCCGCUUCAUCUGCCAGCGCUGCCAGCAGCCCCUGAAGCUGACUCAGCCCACGGAGACCUCGGGCCUUGACGGCAGCCAGGAACCUGCAGCCUGGAAGCUCCCCGCAGCUAGGGGGGAGCCAGGAGAAACUCCGGAGGAAGCCUCUACCUCCAGGGAGGACACAGAUGUUGAAGAGCUUCCAGGGGGUGCGUCUGGGGGGCCCCUCCCUGGCGAUGGCGAGCCGUCCAGGUUCAGCCCCAGCAGCUUCACCCUGCUUGGGAAGCUGAGCUCCGAGAGGACUCUCAGCAGCAUCCAGAAGGCCAUGGGGGGCAUUUCUGACAUCCUCUCUGGUGACGAUCUGGGCCAGCCCCUGUGCGAGGACUGCACUGACAGUCUCCUGGAGCAGCUGGACACCCAGCUCGCUAUCUCAGCGUCCGAGAGUGAGAACUACAGGCGCUGUUUGGAGACCAGGGACCGAGUAAGUGAGGAAGAGGAGAGGGAGGAACUGCAGGGGGAGCUGAAGGACGCGGAGCUGGAGGAGGCGAGGCUGGUCCAGGAGCUGGCCGAGGUGGACAAGAACCGAGAGAGCGCGGCUGUGGCCCUGGAGGCAGCCCAGGCGGAGGCCGAGAGGCUGGGCCGGUGGGAAAGGCAGCACCAGAGGGACUGCAGGGAACUGCAUUGGCAGCAGCUGGAACUGCAUGACGAGCUGAGGAGCGUGGAGAGCAGGCUGUGGUACGCCCAGGCCCAGCUGGCCCAGCUGGUGAAAACCAGUGCCUUCAAGGCCGCGUUUGACAUCCGCGUUGAUGGCCCCCUGGCCGUCAUCAAUAACUUCAGGCUGGGCUGCGUCCCGGCUGUCCCUGUGAGCUGGGGUGAGAUCAACGCCGCCUGGGGGCAGACGGCCUUGCUGCUGGCGGCCUUGUCCAACGCGGUGGGUCUGCCGUUCCAGAGGUACCGACUCGUCCCCUGCGGGGGCCACUCCUACCUGAAGUCACUAUCAGACGACUCCUUGGAGCUGCCCUUGUUCUGUGCCUGGGGCCCCAGGGCUCUCCCCAGCAGCAGGUUCGACCAGGCCAUGGUGGCUUUCCUGGACUGCAUGCAGCAGUUCAAGGAGGGGGCCGAGAAAGGCGAGCAGGGGCUCCGCAUGCCCUACAGGAUCCACGCGGACAGGGGCCUGAUGGAAGACCCGGGGGUGGGGGGCGGCCUCUACUCCAUCCGGACCCACCUGAACCCCGAGGAGCGGUGGGCCAAGGCUCUCAAGCUCAUGCUGACAAAUUUCAAGUGGGCUCUCGAUUGGGUGUCUUCAAGGUAUCAUCAAAAAUAA
Messenger RNA from Miniopterus natalensis, 1311 nucleotides. RefSeq names its product beclin 2 (gene BECN2). NCBI's taxonomy places the organism in Eukaryota, Metazoa, Chordata, Mammalia, Chiroptera, Miniopteridae. Gene Ontology annotation, cellular component: phagophore assembly site; phosphatidylinositol 3-kinase complex, class III, type II; phosphatidylinositol 3-kinase complex, class III, type I. Gene Ontology annotation, biological process: cellular response to nitrogen starvation; autophagosome assembly; late endosome to vacuole transport. Gene Ontology annotation, molecular function: protein-macromolecule adaptor activity; phosphatidylinositol 3-kinase binding. The record is from RefSeq and is a predicted model, not a curated record.